This is a messenger RNA of Jatropha curcas, 1894 nucleotides long. Its product is annotated as equilibrative nucleotide transporter 3. Gene Ontology annotation, cellular component: plasma membrane. Gene Ontology annotation, biological process: nucleoside transmembrane transport. The record is from RefSeq and is a predicted model, not a curated record. Gene Ontology annotation, molecular function: nucleoside transmembrane transporter activity. NCBI's taxonomy places the organism in Eukaryota, Viridiplantae, Streptophyta, Magnoliopsida, Malpighiales, Euphorbiaceae.
CAUCAUAAAUACUGGGAUUGGCUAAUGGCUAUUUCACCCUUCUCUCGCUAAUAACUGGAAUAUUUAACUUCUAUAAUACUCAUAUAAUAAUGUAUUAUUAUCUGAAAUAAAAUAACACUCGAUAUGAGUCAACGAACACCACAUCCAAGCCGAUUGCUUGGUUCUCACCAGUCUCUUCUCUCUAUUUGAAAGAAAGCAAUCAUGUCAAUUCUUGAUGGCGGCAUAGCUCCUCCUCCUGCUAAGCUUGAGGGAAAAUAUGCUGCAAUGUUAGUAUGCUGGCUUCUUGGAUGUGGGUCUCUCUUGUCGUGGAAUUGUAUGGUUACAAUAGAGGAUUAUUAUGGCUACCUUUUCCCGCAAUACCAUCCCUCGAGGGUCCUAACUGUUGUGUAUCAGCCAUUUGCAGUUGGAACACUUGCAAUCCUUGCAUACAAUGAGGCUAAACUCAAUACUAGAAAACGGAACCUAUUUGGGUAUAUACUGUUUUUCAUAGGUUCUCUCAUUAUUAUAGUUCUGGAUUUAGCAACAUCCGGGAAAGGAGGCCUUGGGACUUUUAUAGGAAUUUGUGCUGUUACUGGUUUGUUUGGAUUUGCAGAUGCUUUUGUUCAGGGUGGAAUGAUUGGAGACCUCUCCUUGAUGCAAACUGAAUUUAUUCAGUCGUUCCUUUCUGGUUCAGCAGUAUCAGGAACUUUAACCUCUGCUUUGAGGUUAGUUACAAAAGCAGCAUUCGAGAAUUCUAAAAAUGGUCUUCGAAAGGGAGCUAUUUUAUUUUUUUCCAUUUCUGCAUUUUCCGAGCUCCUUUGCGUUCUUCUCUAUGCAUAUACUUUUCCAAAGUUACCUGUGGUGAAGUACUAUCGCUCGAAAGCAGCUUUAGAAGGAUCUAGAACUGUUUUAGAUGAUCUGGCUGCUGGUGGCAUCCAAACAUUACCUCAAGAACAGAUGGAAGAAGAUCCAAAACAACAAGAGCGGCUGAGCAACAGAGAAUUAUUGAAACAGAAUAUUGACUAUGCAGUUGAUUUAUUUCUCAUAUUCGUGAUCACAUUAUCUAUUUUCCCUGGAUUCUUAUCUGAAGAUACCGGAUCACACAGCUUAGGCACAUGGUAUAGCCUAGUUCUCAUAGCUAUGUUUAAUGUAUGGGAUCUUAUUGGGAGAAAUAUUCCACUUCUUCAAUCCUUGAAGCUGCAGUCAAGAAAAGGUCUCAUGGUAGCUGUUCUCUUUCGAUUUUUACUUAUCCCAGCAUUCUAUUAUACUGCCAAGUAUGGGGACCAGGGGUGGAUGAUAAUGCUCACGUCCUUCUUAGGGUUAACCAAUGGUUACCUCACUGUCUGUGUCCUUACUUCUGCACCAAAAGGCUACAAGGGACCAGAGCAAAAUGCCUUGGGAAAUUUGCUUGUCUUUUUUAUUUUUGGUGGCAUAUUAUCCGGGGCUAUAUUAGACUGGCUGUGGCUGAUAGGCAAAGGAUGGGGUACGAGGUUGAUGAAAUUGAUCGAUUUUCUGGUUCUGUAAAAAAAUCAGAUGCUGAGCAACAAAGUGUUAGUUGGGCAAGAGAGAUUGCGGGGUGUGUUUUCUAGUGAGAAAUCAUCAUUUGUGCAUUAGAAUCUUUAAAUUGUACUUAAAGACCCUAACUGGGUCUAACUGGUUCGCUAGCUUGCCUGCUAAUAUGCUGUAUUUCAGAUUUGACAUCAUAUUUAUGUCUUCUAAGUUGCAGUCUGUUUUCCAAGGGCCUUUCGGAAGUUUGUAACAUACGGACUCCACUGUAAUUCUCUGCUUGUCCUGUUACUUGUCCUGUUACAGCUGCCAUCAAGUUUCUGCCUUGUAUGAUUUUUCCUAUCAUGUUUAAUGCCUUGUAAUUUUGGAAGAAAUAAUCCAAGGAUUUAUAUGUCACUUUUCACUCUGA